Molecule: messenger RNA, 1083 nt
Organism: Balaenoptera ricei (Rice's whale)
Lineage: Eukaryota; Metazoa; Chordata; Mammalia; Artiodactyla; Balaenopteridae
Gene: SCRG1
Product: stimulator of chondrogenesis 1
Exons: 3
Coding region: 668-964 (98 amino acids)
Source: RefSeq, a predicted model, not a curated record
GUGGGAUAGACCUUCUACCAAUAUGUCAAAAUAAGAGAUCUAGAUGGUGAGGAAAACUUGGUGAAAACUCACAAAGAAACUGUGAAAGGGGAAGAGGUGCAAAGCCAGCCGCUCUCCUGAAUCACAGGAGCCAUUCUUCCUGCUCCUCCUCCCCCCUCCCUCCCUCUCCUCUGCUUUCUCUGUCCUUAUCUCUCUGCUCUCUUUGUCCUCAUCUCUCUGUCUCUGUCUGUCUCUCUCUCUCUCUCUCUCUCUCACACACACACACACACACACACACACACACACACACACUUCUCUUAAGGGAAGAAGAGCUCUGUGUUCUCUUUAAAUCCCUCAGGUCCUACAUUUUAUUGCUCUAACAGUCUGCCUCCCUGAGGUUCCUGCCCAGACCAGCUAUUUCCUUCGGUAGAGAAGCUGUUGGUUCACUCUCGCCUGGCUUGGAAGCGUCUGGGGGGCAGGUCUCACAGCCCCAUCUCUCGCCCCCACCUCCUCUCCCCGGUCCUGGCGGGCGGGGGACAAGGCAGACAAAGGUCCAUUUGUAACCUCCUUCCAGCACCUCCUCUCUUCUCCUUUUGCCCAAACUCACCCAGCGAGUUGGAGCAUUUCAGAAGAUUCCUCUGUCAAGAAGACCAAAGGAAAGGAGAAGAAAAAGGGGCCAAAAGCCAAAAUGAAAUUUAUAGUACUUGCUGUCACCGUUGGACUAACUUUGCUGCUAGGAGUCCAAGCCAUGCCUGCAAAUCGCCUCUCUUGCUAUAGAAAGAUACUGAAAGAUCGCGACUGUCACAAUCUUCCAGAAGGAGUAGCUGACCUGACAAAGAUUGAUGUAAACGUCCAGGAUCACUUCUGGGAUGGGAAGGGAUGUGAGAUGAUCUGUUACUGCAACUUCAGUGAAUUGCUCUGCUGCCCAAAAGAUGUCUUCUUUGGACCAAAGAUCUCUUUCGUGAUUCCUUGCAACAAUCACUGAGAAUCAUCCUGUAUUCCAGACAACACCAUUCUUAAUUCCCCACAAACCACACUACAACAGUGUAGCUGUAUUUCUGGUUUCUAUGCAGUGCAAUAAAGCACAGAUUCUAUAAAUUCUUA